Molecule: messenger RNA, 606 nt
Organism: Trypanosoma brucei brucei TREU927
Lineage: Eukaryota; Euglenozoa; Kinetoplastea; Trypanosomatida; Trypanosomatidae
Exons: 1
Coding region: 1-606 (201 amino acids)
Biological process (GO): mitochondrial electron transport, ubiquinol to cytochrome c
Source: RefSeq, a predicted model, not a curated record
AUGCGGUCAACAGCUCCUCUUUUCAUGGCCCAGGGCAUUUGGGCAGGGUUCCGCUACUACCUUGGUCACUUCUUUUACCCCAACAUGUACAGGGAGUAUCUCUCAGUCCAGAACGCCCACAAAAUUGAGCGGGCGCUGCGCAUCCAAACUGCCAUCAAAGCAAACAGGGUGGACUAUCGUGCCCUACUUGCUCUUCCUGUGACGGACCAUGCGCAUCCAUACAAAAUGGAAUACCCUUGGGAGAAGGUCAUUAACACGGACAAAAGUAAACUUAGUGGGUACGGAAAGUGGUACGCUAGCAAAAUUAUGUGUUUCUACGAAGGCCUGCAAUACCAUAAAUAUGGCUGCCUUCAGGAUGAUCUCAUCAAUGCACAUGGCUGGUGGAACCGUGCUGCCCGUACCCGCGCCCCACAGGACAAAAUCGUACACGGAGACCGCCGUGUGAUGAGGGCCCGUGUGCUUCGCGACAAAUACAUUUAUGAGCCGAAGAGCCGCUGGGUACACCCAAUCGACAACGUGGCAUACUUCGGUCCGUACGUAAUGAUGGUGUGUGACGAGUGGGAGGAAAAGUGGGGAUUUUUCGCGGGGCAGGAGGUAGAGUACUGA